UUGCCAACUUCCUCUUUGCUCGCUGUUUCCAGUUGGGCAAUACCUCCCGUUUAUUUCAGGGUUGGCUUCAGUUCCUGUUACUUGAUGGCUGAAAUACAAAGAUAGUGCGAACAUGCGGUGCAGUGUAGGGGCCAGUCGACAUUAUAGACAAGACAAUUUGAAUUAUUUGGUCUUGCGCAUGCUGAAUGUCUCACAUCUCUGACGGUAUUUUAAAAGGCGAUUUUCUUUCUUUCUGGUAAUGGGAUAAAGGAAAUGUAUAUCUUUCCAGUCCUAUUUAUCCUGGGUGUUAUCCCCUCCAUUUGUCAAGGCCAACAUGAGAACAUCUGCAACGUUGUCCCCAAAGAUGAAUACAUCGAAGUGGGAUCCGAUAUUGAUAUAGUGUGCCAGACUUCAUGUGUCCAUGGCAAAAUCUUCUGGAAACUCAACAACAGGCCUGUAGAUAAAAGCCUGUCAAACACCAUCAACUCGUCACACACAGUCCUGUCACUGAGGAACUUCACUUACCAAAGCGCUACACUGCAGUGCCACAGUGAAGAUACUCAUCAAGUCCUUGGAGGCACCACCAUCAGAACAUACUCAAAACCCAGCAAAAUAUCAUGUUAUCUGCAUAAAAAAGAUCAGGCAGUUGAAGGUUUACCAGACCAGAUCACAUGCAAGUGGGAGCAUCAGGUUUAUCCUUCAUUGGAAAUAAACUACGUACUCCGUGCCUCUUUGUCAGUGCCUGCCCGACAACCUACCUUUGAAAUCUGCAAGAGUUCUUCAACAAACUGCAACAACACAAUUAAUCUCGAAUCAUGGCGGAAUUACACUUUUACUGUGAGAGCAAUAACUGCUGCUUGGGAAGUUGAUUCUGACCCUUAUGAAUUUGACCCAGAUCAUAUAUUGAAACUUAUACCGCCACGGUUAAAUGUAACUACCUUCUCUGAUGGUCUGCUGGUUAAGUGGAUACGACCAUCUUUUUUUAAAAGGUGUCACUGUCAAGUCAAAUACAGCAAGGUUGUCAAUGAAAUAACUUCAGAGUGGGUGCUCAAUAAGACCCUAAAGGAACAUGAAAACGGGUGGUUGACCAUUGAAAAAGUGGAAUCCUGCAGUAACUACACAUUUUCAGUCCGCUGUGCUUUAGACAAGGCCCCCUGGAGCGACUGGAGCCAGAAGAUAGUUUGGACCACCGAACUAAACAAGAGGGAUGUCAAGCUGCGCCUGUGGAGAAAGAUUUCUCAACUGGAGAAAAAUGGACUUAGAAAGGUUCAUGCCAUGUGGACAGAAAUUCCUUCAACAUGUCAAGACACAUUUACCUACACUAUCAAACAGACUCCCUACAAAGAACACAAGAUGGGAGUAAAUUUUACGGAUACUUUAUGUGGCAAGUCAACUUGCGAUGUUGAUGUGAGCCAUGAUGCACACAGAAUACAUCUCACAGUCCAUAAUAAAGACCUGCUUGUGGAGUUCAAAGACUCAGUGUAUGUUCCAGCCAUUGGAGAAAGCCUCCCUCAAGUUACCAACAUCCAGACCUCAACACGUGAAGGCGUUGUUCUGGUCAGCUGGAAUGCUCCUAGUACGCCUGUCAGUGGUUACAUGAUUGACUGGACCCACAAUGGAAAUCAGUACCAAUGGAAGGAGAGCAACGACACUAACACAACACUGUCCAACCUGCUGGAUAAGAAGCCAUACAAUAUUACAGUAACUCCCCUCUUAGAUGACAAGACAGGUCAUGGAACGCAAGCCCUUCAGAUCUGCUCCAGAGUGGCAGAGCCAGGAAAUAUUACUAUCCGUGUUCAGGCUAAUGACAAAAGUGCCCUCGUGAGCUGGCAUGUGAAUUCACAGGAGGCAUGCAGUGGUGCCGCUGUUUACUACACCGUCUUCUACCACACACAGGACGGAGGACCACAGCUCAAUGUUACUGUUGAUGGCACAGAGCGGGUCAUGUCAUUGAAAGAUCUGACUCCAGACACACAGUACAGUGUCUAUGUCAAGGCCACAGCUCUUAUUGGAACUACCAAAAGCAGUGAGAACAGUUUUAAAACCAAAAGAUUUGGUCACAGCAUCAUAGCAGUCAGUGUUGGGGGAAUUAUCACAAUACUUCUUGUGUUAUCUCUUGGAUUAAGCUGUGCUGUUCAGUGGAAGAAAUUCAUUGAGAAGCCGGUGCCUAACCCUGGCAACAGUUCUGUGGCAUUGUGGCCAGCUUUAAGUCGUCAAGAGGGAAUGUGUCCUUUCCAGCAAUUCAGCAAUCCAACUGAAAGCCUCUGUGACAGGGUUUACACAGAAGAAACUCAGAGAAUGUCCAUCUCUCCACUAGCUACAGGCUGUAAUGGUAACCUAACGAGUGACCAGACAGAUGAAUAUGUUGACCCAAGCCCGGUUCAAGCACCGGAUGAACAGAAUGAAGACCCAGUUAAUCCUGCUGAGAGACAACGUCUAUCUUCUCCGGAUGACUCUACAGCACUGCUUCCUUCAGAAACCAGCCCAUAUCGAAGUCAGACUUCUGUAGAAAGCCCCGCCUCAAAACCCAUUAAUCCGUGUAAGCGUGUUCCAAUGAAACAGACAGAAAAGGCAGCACUGGUGACGGUGUAUGUCACUUUGGACAUGUUUGACCAAAGUCAGGGCAGGUGAGAGAAAUUUAAAACAAAACCAUAACAAUGUUGCAAGAGUAAAGAGAAGUCAAUCAGAUCUGAAUUAUUUGGUUCAAGCUUGCCAAAGAAUUCCAUGAUUGUGGCUUGGCAAUGAGCCCACCUAGGAGUAAAAGGAGAAUGAUUGUAAACUGAUAUCAAACUUCAUAACCCAGGUCCUAAAUUGCAAUUGUUUGUGUAAAUAAAUGUAAAUUUUGCGACUGUCUAUGCUUUAUUGAUACAAACCUGUAAUAUUUAUAGCUAAACAGUGUGUGUAGUAGCUGCUUUAUUGAGUCAACGUGAAGUCUUUUGCAGAGAUAAUUAUAUCAGGAAAAUCUGCAUAUCCCUCUAGCAACAAUAAAAAUUACAUUCAUUUUAAGAAGUUUUUCUUUUUACAAAGCCAUUAAAUAGGAGCCCACAGUAUCCUAUUGAAAUGAUUGCAUUUGAAGACUAUUAUAUCACAAAGCCCAGGUUUGUCCAGUGAGAAUGCUAUAUUGUCUUUUGCUGUAAAAGUCACAUUAUGUAUAUUUACAAUAUUAUGUUUGUAUGUACUGUAUAUAUUAUGUAUGCUAUGUAUUAUAAUAACAUUCUCAUAAGCAAUAUGAUUCCUGUCUGUUAACAGUGAUAUCUGCACUUGUUAAAAUAGUAGUAAACUGCUUGCUUGACACUGGUAAACUGUUACUCAUUGCAUUUUUUCUGUACAAAUUGGUUUCAAAUGCAACAAUGACAUGUACUGUACAUAGGCUGCUUAAUAGUGUAAGAUUUAUUGUUUUACAGCCAUUUUUAAAUGUGCCUGGGUAGGUAAAAUAAGUAUAACUAGAGUAUUUUGUAGAAAAUAUGGCCCAGAUGGCUUCAGAACUGCACUCAACAAUUAUUAAUUAAUUUAUAGACAAUCUACUCUAAUUUAACAAAGGACACUGCAGCAUUUAAUAAAUAACAUUUCUGAAGCAGAAUAAUCACAAUGGGAAUGAAAGAAAGUACAGAAU
This is a messenger RNA of Etheostoma cragini (Arkansas darter), 3592 nucleotides long. Its product is annotated as interleukin-31 receptor subunit alpha-like. The record is from RefSeq and is a predicted model, not a curated record. Bases 253 to 2610 code for a protein of 785 amino acids. The transcript is spliced from 16 exons. NCBI's taxonomy places the organism in Eukaryota, Metazoa, Chordata, Actinopteri, Perciformes, Percidae. Gene Ontology annotation, molecular function: protein binding.